Messenger RNA from Centropristis striata (black sea bass), 774 nucleotides. RefSeq names its product bone gamma-carboxyglutamate (gla) protein, like (gene bglapl). The record is from RefSeq and is a predicted model, not a curated record. NCBI's taxonomy places the organism in Eukaryota, Metazoa, Chordata, Actinopteri, Perciformes, Serranidae. The transcript is spliced from 4 exons. Bases 1 to 774 code for a protein of 257 amino acids. Gene Ontology annotation, cellular component: extracellular region. Gene Ontology annotation, molecular function: structural constituent of bone; hydroxyapatite binding; calcium ion binding. Gene Ontology annotation, biological process: regulation of cellular response to insulin stimulus; bone development; response to vitamin K.
AUGAAGACUCUGACUCUCCUCUCCAUCUGUGCUCUGCUGUCAGUGUGCUGGUCCAUGGGAGCCAUUGAACCAGAGGUUGUCGUGGACACUGCUGUUGACACGGCUGUUGAUGCUGCACCUGCCGACCCUGCGGCCGCAGGAGCUGAUACAUCCUCCUCUUCAUCCUCUUCAUCUUCUUCAUCUUCUUCAUCUUCCUCCUCUGAAUCUGACUCCAACUCUUCCUCUGAUUCUAACUCCGACUCAUCCUCCUCCUCUUCUUCCUCUUCCUCCUCUUCUUCCUCCUCCGAGUCCUCUGAAUCUAACUCCGACUCAUCCUCCUCCUCCUCUUCUUCCUCUUCCUCCUCUUCUUCAUCUUCCUCUGAAUCCAAAUCCGACUCCGAUUCCUCUUCUUCAUCCUCCGAGUCCAAAUCCGAUUCCUCUUCUUCAUCCUCCGAGUCCAAAUCCGAUUCCUCUUCCUCAUCUUCUGAGUCCAAAUCCGACUCUGACUCCUCUUCUUCAUCCUCUGAGUCCAAAUCUGACUCUGAUUCCUCUUCUUCAUCCUCCGAGUCCAAAGCCGAUUCCUCCUCUUCAUCAGAGUCAGCUGAGGUGGUUGUGAAGAGAGACCUGGCUUCUGUUCUGCUGAGGAGAAGAAGAGCCCCAGGAGGAGAACUCACCCCUCUGCAGCUGGAAAGCCUGAGAGAGGUGUGCGAGCUGAACGUUGCCUGCGACGAGAUGGCCGAGACUGCAGGCAUCGUUGCCGCAUACGUCGCCUACUACGGAGCCGUCCCCUUCUAA